AUGGCUUUUAAGCUUUCAGAACUUCUUAAUCCUGCGCCGGCCUCUGAUCCGUCGUCGCCAGCGCGCAAGGACAGUUCACCGUCGUCGCAGACGUCAGACACGCGAGCAGCGCUUUCUUCGAUGCAACCGCCUGCCUACAACAACGCCUACGCGCCUGCGACAACAAUCUACGAAGCCGCCAACGCCCUCACUGCGCUGGCGAACGGCGCGCCACUGUCAACCUCUUACCCACACAGUAACGGCCUCUCCUACGACCCGCAUCACGAUCGCCGUUCAUCGCCCACAUCAUAUUCAGACGCGCGCCGCAUGAGUGCGUAUGGGGUGCCAGCGACGCCCGUCGAACCUUCACCGCCGACCGACGGCACAAUGCGCUCGCCAACUCUAGACCAGUACCAUCACGGCUCCAAAUCGCCCGAAGAACAACGGCGACAGUCCAUGGCGUCAAGAUCUUCACCUCCACCACGACUUGCGCCCAUCCAGUCUCUCACCGGCGCACUGAACAACAUGAUCGACGAGCGACAGCACCAGAACUUCGGUCCUUACGGGCACGACGCCUCGCGCAUCCUCUCACCGCCGGCAAACUACACUGCGCAAAACGACAUCUCUCAAAUGGACUAUGUCGCGCAACAUCGGGAGCCCGACUACAUCCGCGACGAACCUACCAUAACCCAGAUCCGCCAGACGUCAACCGGGCCCGACAUCGACAUUCAUGCGGCAGCCAACGCCCAAGAUCCAAUCCCACGACCACCCGAGCCUUCACCGUCAUCUUGGAUCAAGGCCGAGACCACACACACCCCACCCGAGCCCAAACCCCACGACCCCGCCAUGCCGCGCGAGCGCACAAAGUCAGUCGCAGACCCCACACUCGAUCCCGAGACUCUCAAAGCCGUCGCGGAGCUGAAAAACGAGCACGGCCUGCGCGGCGCAAGUCGCGACAACUCCGCCACAUCUCCCCCCGCCACCGUCGCCGAGCCCGCCAAACCCACCGCGCCCUCGCGCAAACGUCCCGCGCCCAAAGCCUCCGCGGCCGCCACAAAAAAGGGCGUCGCGAAGAAGCCCGCGGCCAAAAAACGCAAGAUCUCGCCCGAGACCGCCGCCACCGCCGCACUCCAUCGCUCCGGCACGCCGGCCUCACAGACCUCCAAAAAGGCCGCCCCAAAGGCGCUCAAAGGCAGCCAAUCCGGCACCCCCGCCCUCGGCUCCUCCCCCGCGCCCCGCUCAACCACCGCGCCCUCUCCCGCACCCUCUUCGCACCCUUCCCACGCCGGCGCCUCCUCCGACGCCGACGCCGACGCCAUGGGCUCCGACAGCGAAGUCUUCUGCAUCUGCCGCAAGCCGGACGACCACACGUGGAUGAUCGCAUGCGACGGCGGGUGCGAGGACUGGUACCACGGGCGGUGCGUUAACAUGGACGAGGAGAACAGCAAGGUGAUUGAUAAGUAUAUCUGUCCUGGGUGCGAGAGCCGCGGCAAGGGCGUCACGACGUGGUUGCCUAUGUGUCGCAACACGGGGUGUAGAAGACCGGCGAGGUUGGCGAGGGGCAGGGAGAGCAAGUAUUGCAGUGAUGCUUGUGGGGUUGAGUUUAUGCGUGCGAAGGCCGGGAUGCAGAGCUUGGAUGGCGCUGCCGAUAUAAAGGGGCGGAAAGCCGCGCGACGGAAAGCGAAUCUGACGGACAACUUCCACAACGCGCCCACCACCGACGACGAAGAAGCGGUAGAAGACGCCAACGACCUCGUCCGCAUCGGCGGCGUCCUGCGCGGCCGCGAACUAAAAGCUCUAGCUACGACAGCGGCAGACGUGGCCGCGUUCCGCAAACUCGGCGACGGCGUCCUCAGCCCCCCUGCCACCGCCUCGCCAGAGAAGACCAGCUUCCCGGCUGACGCGCUCCAGCCCCUCCCAGCCGACCACUCCGCCUCCUCCCAGUCCUACACCCUGAACCCCGCGGAAACAGCCCGCAUCCAGCAAAUCAGCGCCCGCAAGGAGCAGCUCAAGGAGCGACGGCUCCUGCUCGCGGACCGCGACCGCUUCGUGGCACUCGUGCGGGACCAGGCGGCCAGAGAAGCGGAACGGGAAGGUGUAAAGGGUAAAGACUUCUGCGGCUACGACGCGCGUCUUGCGUGGAGCGAGGGCGAGCUGGAUCGCUGGCGCAGGAGUCGGGAGGGGAGGGUUGCGUUGGGCUUGGGGACUUUGGAGGGGGCUGUUGGCGCCAGCUCCGGCGGCCUUGAUGGCGAAGGAGGAGACGAGGAUGGGGAGGCGAAGGAGGGAGAUAAGAUGGACAUUGAUGGCCAUAGGGAGGGGGAUGUGGAUGACAGGGAAUACCCGCCCCCCUGCCCGCGUAAACGCUGCUCGAUUCACCAGAACUGGCCCAAGGCUCAGCAGCAUGACGUCAACUUUGAGAAAAUGGAGCUGGCGCAUGAGGUCAAGAGUUUGGAGAGGGAGGAGGAGGGGAUUAGGAUGAGGGCUGCGCUGCGGUGUCGGAAGGGUAGCAUCGGCGGCGAUGGUCUGGGUCUGGAAGCUGAGGCUGGGGACGAGGGCUGGGUUGAGGAGGUUGGAUAG
Messenger RNA from Coniosporium apollinis CBS 100218, 2556 nucleotides. RefSeq lists its product as uncharacterized. Lineage: Eukaryota; Fungi; Ascomycota; Dothideomycetes. The record is from RefSeq and is a predicted model, not a curated record. Bases 1 to 2556 code for a protein of 851 amino acids. Gene Ontology annotation, cellular component: Set1C/COMPASS complex. The transcript has a single exon. Gene Ontology annotation, biological process: positive regulation of DNA-templated transcription.